Messenger RNA from Cyprinodon variegatus (sheepshead minnow), 8827 nucleotides. RefSeq names its product von Willebrand factor (gene vwf). Gene Ontology annotation, molecular function: growth factor activity. The transcript has 53 exons. The record is from RefSeq and is a predicted model, not a curated record. Gene Ontology annotation, biological process: cell-substrate adhesion; blood coagulation. Bases 149 to 8686 code for a protein of 2845 amino acids. Lineage: Eukaryota; Metazoa; Chordata; Actinopteri; Cyprinodontiformes; Cyprinodontidae. Gene Ontology annotation, cellular component: extracellular matrix.
CGACCUCUGUUAAAAUGCAGAACCUCUACUGAAGCCACGUAUCUUUGCGCGGUCACCAUUGUAGUUAUUGAUCAUGACUAUGUAAGAUCUAAACUUGGGUUUUGUGUUUGUCCUGAUAUUCAGUUUUUUCUCUGUGGCAUCUGGAGCGAUGGAGGUGCAGGUUAAGAGAUAUCUGCAAGAUAUUUUUGUUUUUCUGCAGCUAACAGCAUGCGUGGCAGGAAUGACUGGGAGAUGUAGUCUUUUUGCACAACAUCAUAUUCAUACCUUUGAUGGGGUUAUAUAUGAGUUUCCUGGAGACUGCAGCUAUCUUCUGGCAGGGGACUGCAACCAUCAGUCUUUCACACUCCUAGGUGACUUUCAAAAUGGCAAAAGAACAGGAAUCACAUUGUUUCUGGGUGAUGUCUUCGGGCUGCACCUGUCAAUAGAUGGGCAACUUUCUGAAGGAGGCAAAAGACUCUCUCUUCCGUAUGCGUCUCAUUCUGUGUUUGCGGGCUCAGAGCUUGGGUUUUUUAAGCUCUGGAGUGAAGAGUUUGGCUUCACUGUCACCAUUGAUAAUGCUGCCAACAUUGCCCUGACGCUGGGCAAACGCCAUUCUAACCGCACCUGUGGCCUCUGUGGCAACUUCAAUGCAGUUCCACAUGAUGAAUACACAGCUCAGGAGGGCUUUCUAACAGAGGAUAGUUAUGAUUUUGCAAACUCCUGGGCAAUGAAGGGAGCUGACCAAGCCUGUCGACGGGUUUCUGAUCCCACCCAAUCCUGUAACAGCACAAAAGGGACAGCAGCGAUUUUGUCCACUUGCAGUGUACUGCAGAGCUCUAGCGUGUUCCUCCAUUGCUCCCACCUGGUGUCUCCCGAUGCUUUCCUGUCGCUGUGUCAGGCGGAGGCCUGCCACUGUGAACAGAAAAAUGCAGAAGACUGCUCCUGUCCUUUUCUGCUGGAGUAUGCUCGCACAUGCCAUGCUCACGGGAUUCUUCUGCAUGGCUGGAUGGAGGAGGCCCAGUGUUUUCCCAAGUGCCCGAUAGGCAUGCAGUAUAGUGAAUGCACCAAGUCUUGCUCCACCACCUGCCAUAGUCUCAACAUACAGGAGGUCUGUAAGGAGGAAUGUGUGGAUGGUUGUACAUGCCCUACUGGAAAGGUUUUGGAUGGAAAUCGCUGUGUGGAGGUAUCUCAGUGUUCCUGCGCACACAUGGGACGACAUUUCCCUCCAGGAUCUACCAUCUCUCAAGACUGUAACACAUGUGUUUGCCGCCAUGGGUCCUGGGAAUGUACCAACGAAGAAUGCCCUGGUGAAUGCCUAGUUGUUGGACAGUCUCACUUCAAGACUUUUGACAACAAAUAUUUCACCUUUACUGGCCACUGUCAGUAUCUCCUGGCAAAGGACUGUACAAAUAAUGAGUUUUCAGUCAUAAUUGAGAAUGUGCAGUGUGCAGAUGAUCAGGAUGCUGUGUGCACACGCUCAGUGACACUCAGUCUGCCCUCUCUGGAGGACAUGACAGUAAAACUCAAGCAUGGAGGAAUCAUCUCUGUCAACAGUAUGGACAUCCAAACCCCAAUGAAUCAUGGCCACCUGCAUAUUACGAGAUCAGUUCAGUCUUCUGUUCGAGUGAAGUUCAGUGAUGACCUCCGUCUGGACUGGGACGGUCGGGGUCGUGUUCUUCUGAAGCUAGGACCACGAUGGGCUGGACAGACCUGUGGUCUCUGCGGGAACUACAAUGGGAACCAUGGUGAUGAUUUCUUGUCUGGUUCUGGGCUGGUUGAAGCAAGUCCUCAGGCUUUUGGGCAGGCAUGGAGGAUCAAUGGAGACUGUGAAUCUACUCACAAGUAUGACCCUGAUCCAUGUGCAACAAACCCAAAAAGAGUGCGUUUUGCAGAAGAGGCGUGUGCAGUGAUCAUGUCAGACAUGUUCAGCCCAUGCCAUUUUUUGGUGAAUCCUGCUCCAUUCCAGAGGUUUUGCCGGUAUGAUGUAUGCGCCUGUGAAGACAGUGAGCAGUGCCUCUGCUCUGCUCUGUCUGCUUAUGCAGCUACCUGCUCUGCAAGAGGAGUUCUGCUCAACUGGAGAUCCCCUUCACUCUGUGAGAUGGAGUGCCCUGUAGGCCAGGUGUAUGAAGCCUGUGGGAGUGCAUGUGAGCGAACGUGCCGCUCCCUCUCUGGUGCUGAGUCUGGCUGUGAGGGGGAGAGGGUGUGUGAGGAGGGCUGUUUCUGUACGGCUGGAAAAUACUUGAGCACCUCUGGAGAGUGUGUGACUGCUGACAUGUGCCCCUGCUUGCACGAUGGACAGCUGUACCAGCCUAGUGAUGUCUAUGCAGAUCACAACAGCAUUUGCUCCUGUGAGAAUGGAGCUAUGCGUUGCAGCUCCACAGAGAUGACAUCAUUUCUUUCUGACUUCUUCUAUGAUGAUGACGUGGUGCCAUCCAGAGUGCGGCGGUCAGCCCAGUGCUAUCCUCCACUAGUUGAUGCGAAGUGUAAUUCAGGUGAAAGGGGGCUAGAGUGUGCCAGAACUUGCCAGAAUCUGGACCUGCCAUGCGUCAGUCUUUCCUGCAUCCCUGGCUGCCUAUGUCCACAAGGCACAGUACGCCACCGCAGAGAUUGCAUCCCACCAGAGCAGUGUCCCUGUUACCAUAACAACAGACCGUACGCACCAGGACGGAGCAUCACCGUUGACUGCAACACAUGCGUGUGUGAAAACCGGAAGUGGCGCUGCACACAAAAGCUGUGCGAUGGGGUAUGCCGCACUGUGGGGGAGGGGCAUUACAUCACCUUUGAUGGCCUCAAGUACUCCUUCCCCGGCCUAUGCCAAUAUGUCCUGGUCCAGGAUAUGUGUAACGCAGAAGGAGGUUCCUUCAGAGUGCUGGUGGAGAAUGAAGCAUGUGGAAUUGUAGGACAUCGAUGUGCGAAAACCGUCAAAAUCUUCUACCAGGGUGGCCUGAUUGUAAUGCAGGAUGGAAAGGUGAAGAUGAAGAGGCCUGUGCUGCAGAAUUCCCAGGUGGAGAUAGUCAGAUCUGGUCAAUUUUACACAGUUAUGUUGGGCAACCACAUCUCCCUCAGCUGGGACAGAGGAACUCGGCUCCUUGUUCAUAUCUCAGCCUCCUACAGGGAUCGUGUUUGCGGUCUGUGUGGGAACUUUGAUGGGAAUGUCAACAAUGAUAUGAUGAGCAGCAACAACAAGCUAGAGGUGGACGCCUCACACUUUGGCAACUCCUGGAAGGUCAUCCCCAGCUGUGCUGAUGUAACCGAGAUACUAGCUCCUUGUAGUGACAACACUGCAAAGUUGGUUACAGUGGAGCAGUCAUGUCGUGUGAUAACUGGUCCCCUCUUCAAAGAAUGCAACAGCCAGGUGGAUGCAGAACCGUAUGUAGAUAUGUGUGUGGAGGCUGCAUGCUCAUGCUCAUCUGUGGGGGACUGCGCAUGUUUCUGUGAUGUCAUUGCAGCUUAUGCACAGGCUUGCUCAGAGAAGGGAGUCUCUGUCAUGUGGAGAUCCAAUGAUCUUUGUCCUAUGAGCUGUGAGGAACUUAACCCUAAGAUCCAAGGUACAGGGGAGGAGUUGUGCCAGUGGAGAUAUAACACCUGUGGACCUGCAUGUCCCAUCACCUGUCAACACCCAGACCGCCUCCACUGUUCACUGACAUGUGUGGAAGGCUGUCAUGCUUACUGCCCUCCAGGUCAACUUCUGGAUGAGGUGGAUAUGCGAUGCGUGGAUCCUUCUCAGUGUCAGGUGUGUAUCCACGAGGGCCAGAGGAUAUCUCAUGGGAACAAGGUCAUCCUGAACCGUGAUGACCUCACCAACUGCAAGAUAUGCCACUGUGAGAACAACAAUCUCAGCUGUGAAGAUUGCGGCAUGUUGUCCACUCCCACACCGACACCGAGUUACAGCACCUUCACCACAUUGCCUUUCACCACCUUGAUGCCCGAGGGCACUUGUGAUCGGGCAAUGGAUCUGGCUUUCUUAUUGGAUGGUUCACAAGCACUGAGUGAAGAUGAAUAUAAGGCCACUAAGGAGUUCAUACUUGGAGUGAUUGAACGUUUCCGCAUGGGCUCGGCUCACACUAGAGCCACAGUGUUGCUUUACCACUCUGGAGUUAAAACAUAUGACCUGCAGGUUCAGAAAUGGCUCUUUAAGAAGACUGUGCGGGAGCUUCAUUACACAGGGGGAGAUGCAGCCUUCUUGGAUGAAGCUGUCAAAUAUCUAGCCAUCAAUAUCUAUGAUAAGAACAAGCGUGAGCAUGCUGGUCGUGUAGCUAUUAUCCUGACUGCCAGUGGUAACCCUCGCCCUGUUCGUGCCAUCGUAAAGAUGCUCCGUAAAAAGGCCAUCACCACCUUGACAGUAGCGCUUGGUCCUGGUGUCAACAUGGGGCAGAUCAAUGACAUCACCAAGGCCAACCCAGAUAAUAGGGCGUAUGUGCUGAGCAGUACAGGUGAGCUGCCUGACCGUCUGUUGGAGGUAACAGAUUACCUUUGCACCUUAGGACUGGAGCCUGAGGGGCCAAAACCAAAGCCUACACCGGGUAAAACCCGAAAGGCCUCACCCACCACCUCCCCAAGUGGGCAUACAACUCCCACAAAGCAUCUACCUGGCACUCCUGCCUCCACUGCACCCUCUGGCCUUUCUUCCAUCACCACAAUACCAUCAUACCAACCUCCAGCCACAGACGUGACUUUUAUCCUCGAAGGCUCUGAUGAUGUUGGGGAGGCUAACUUUAACAAGUCACUUAUCUUCCUGGAGGAAGUCGUCUCUCAACUGACAGAAAAGGAAGAGCUUAUCCGCAUCACUGUGAUCCAGUAUUCUGUAACAUUCACUGUGGAGAUCAGUCGCUGGGAGCUGAGGCAGCAGAGAGAACACCUACGGCAGCGACUGCGAGAGAUCCGUUGGAGAGGGGGAAGCAAGACAAACACCGGAGCGGCUGUUGCCAUGACUCUUCAGGAAAUGGCAACAGUCCAUCCUGUUCAUGGCCCUGCCCCUCCUCAGCUCGUCUUUCUUGUGACUGAAAAUCCCCCUACUGAUACAGUGACACGCCCACCAACAACAAGCAGUCAAACACGCGUGUAUCCAAUAGGUGUUGGACCAAAGGUGCAUGAAACAGACUUGGUACCGUUUAGCCACCCUCAGCAUCCGAUGAUGGUGGAGGACUACAACCAUCUGACAUCACUGGUCCAACGCGUGGUCAACAUCACAAGGACCACAGUCAUGCCCCGCUCUCCUACGCUGCCACCCCUCAUCUUCCCAACUCACCCAACUCUCCCACUCUCAGUGCCAUGCAAGAAGCCUGUUGAUGUGAUGUUCCUGCUAAAGGCCGGAGACCAGUUUGAGGACAUGAAGACAUUUGUAAAAACUUUCAUUGGCAAUGCUGACAUAGGGCCAAGUGGCACUCAGGUGGGCUUGAUUCAGUUUGGAGCCACUAACACAGCUGAGUUGUUGUGGAACAAACAUCAAAGCAAGUCAGACCUCCUAAUGCUGGUGGAAGACAUCCCAAACAGAUCCCCUUCAGCCCCUGCUUUAGGUUCCGCCGUAAAGUUUGCUGUGCAGACAUCCAUCUCAUCUGUCAGUGGUGGUAGAGUGGGUGUCCCCAAAGUUAUUGUAAUGGUGGUGACAGAAAAAUCCACGGAUGAUGUUAGAAAGGCAGCCAAUGAGGCCCUGGCAGCAGGUGUGUCAGUGUUCCCUAUUGGCGUUGGAUCGAACUAUGACAGCAAUGAGCUUAGGGUUCUCGGUCACUACGGCAACCAAGACAAUACUCUUCAUCUAAACAACAUGGACCAGCUACGGAUGUUUUUAAAUCUGGACAACAGCUACACAGAGAGAAUCUGCAGAGCGGGUCCACCAGGAGUGUGUGUAGAUGACAACGGAAAUGAGAGAAAGCCUGGUGAAUCGUGGCUGAUGGACGAUGGUUGCCACUCCCUCUUGUGCCACCCCAGUGGAGCAGUGACCGUUCAGAAUCACAAAAUCAGCUGUGAAAGACUAGAUCCACCAGCAUGUAAAAACAGCAUGCCCCCUGUCAGAGUGGAGGAGACCUGUGGCUGCCGCUGGGAAUGUCCUUGCAUGUGUAUGGGCAGCUCCACCAACCAUGUGGUGCGGUUUGAUGGGGUGGCUCUAAAGCUGGAUGGAGAGGGACUGUGUUCCUACACACUUCUCACAGUCAGUAAAGGCGACGGAAAAGGCUCAGAGGUCAAACUUCACACUGGACCUUGUCAAGACUCAACGAAAUACAGCCAGAUCUGCAUGAAAGCCAUGGAGGUGACCCAUGGAUCAUACACACUGCUGCUGAAGGAAGACGUUACGGCUAUGAUCGAUCGAGAAGAACUCUCCUUGCCUUGGAGACAUGCAGGCCUGGAAGUGGUGCGCUAUGGAGGAGUGAUGCUGCAGCUGAAAUCAGAUCAUGGCUACGUUUUGACUUUUACCCCUCAGAGCAAUGAGUUUACCAUCACGUUUCUCAGCUCGGAAACCGGCCGGCAAACUGCUGGACUCUGUGGUGCAUGUGGGGAGGCAAAGGUUAAUGUCCUGUCUUUGCGUAACGGCAACACAACCACCAACCAGCCGGCCUUCAUCUCAGACUGGACUGUUGCUGCAGAUGGUGGUGUGUGUUUGCCCAAACGGAAGGCAGUAUGCGUGUCUGGAGUGGCGAUGGGAUGUCAGGCCUUACGCUCUGAGGUGUUUGAAAAAUGCCACGCCUUAAUUGCUGUUCAGGUUUUCCUCAUUAAGUGUGAAGAGCAAGCCUGUGAUGAGUCAGAUGUGUGUGAGAUAAUAUCGGCAUAUGCACGCCUCUGUAGACAAAGCGGUGUGUGUGUCGAUUGGAGGAGCCCCCAUCUUUGCCCACUGCAUUGUUCAGAUUCUAUGGAGUAUGAUGCAUGUCGGACUGGCUGCGUGGAGGACUGUGGCAGCCUACAGGCAUUGCCAGGUGACUGGUCAGUUACUGGCGGCAACGAGUCAUCAUGUAUGGAGACGCCCACUGAAGGCUGUUUCUGCGCUGGAGGGACAGUUUUGCAUCAUGGAAAAUGUGUCCCCCCAGAAUCAUGUGGACAGUGUGUGGAUCAUCAAGGGCACACAUACGCGCAUAUGCAGAGUUGGGUGCCAGAUGACAACCCAUGCUUGAUUUGCAUGUGUUUGGACCAGCAACGGAUCAACUGCACUGCCAGACCAUGCAACGACAUAAGAGCUCCAGUGUGUGGAGCCUGUGAAAUCCUGCAGGAGAGGAAGGACUCAAAGUGCUGCCCAGAAUACGAGUGCGUGUGCGAUCUGGUGAGCUGUAAUCUGCCAGAGGUCCCUCGCUGUGAGGAUGGUCAAACUUUGGUGCUGAGAAACCCUGGUGAAUGCCAGCCUGUUCACGACUGCGUGUGCAAAAAGGAAGAGUGUCCAGAACAAGCUCCCCAUAAAUGUCCAGCCCAUCGCCAGCUGUCUGUCAAAAAGACCACAUGCUGUGAUUCCUUUGAAUGUACAUGUAACUGCCAGAACUCCACCCACACCUGUCCCACCGGCUUUGUCACAUCAUCCUUUACCAAUGACUGCGGCUGCACAGAAAUCCUCUGCCAACCUGAUAAGGUGUGUGUGGUUGGUGGAGUGGUUCACCCCGUGGGCAGUGAGUGGGAGGACCGAUGCGAGAAGUGUCGAUGCACAGAGAUGCAGGACAGAGACACCUUGCUUCAUGUUGCUCAGUGCAGCCCGCCAGUCUGCAAUCGCAGCUGUCCUUUGGGCUCGUCAUACACUCAAAGAAAAGGGAAUUGCUGUGGAGAAUGUAAACCAACUAGCUGUUUAGUGACUGAGGGAGAUAUGAGAGGGGAUGCAGUCAUUGGAGGAAAGCUCAGACAGGUAGGGGAAAGGUGGCUGUCUGUACAUAAUAAAUGUGUGGAACAUGAGUGUAAGAAAGUGAAUGAGGAGGUGUUCAUCUCUACGACAAAUGUCAGCUGUGACAGCAUGGAGACUCCAAACUGCCCACUGGGAAGUGAGCUUCGCUGUGACACUCAGGACUGCUGCCCCCGCUGUCACUGUGCGCCGAUGGAUGUCUGUGUUCUCAAUCACACUGUAAUAGGGGCAGGUGAGAGAAUGAUGGUGGAUGUGUGCACGCACUGUGAGUGCACAGUGCAGGACGGAGCAGUGAAGAAAUACAAACUAUCCUGCAAGAGAACUACCUGUCCAUCAUGCCCCAGGGGAUACACAACGCAGAAGGAUGGAGACAGUUGCUGCGGUCGCUGUGUUGCUACUGCCUGCUUCACCGAGCAGCCAGAUGGGAAACUCACCAGUGUGCAAGUCAACUCAACUGUUGAGGAUGGCUGCUACGUCUAUACUUGUGGUGUGAACAGCCGAGGGGAUCUUGUCUUGGAGACCAAAGUUACCACCUGCCCUCCUUUUAACCAUCAAGCCUGCAUAGCUAAAGGGGGCAAAGUCAGUCAGAUUGGAAAAACCUGCUGUGAAACUUGUACUGAGCCAGAGUGCCGCAGGACAGCAGGAACGCUCGACUACGUCAAAGUGGAUGACUGCCAAUCAGAGCAGCCGAUUGAGCUGUACUACUGUGAGGGCAAAUGUCGCAGCAAAUCUAUGUACUCCCUGCAGAGCGCUGCUGUUGAGCAGGAGUGUGUGUGUUGCUCUGCCAUGAAGACUGAACCACUCAGCGUGCCAAUCCUGUGUGCCAAUGGCACACGCAGCCACCACACCGUCAUGUCUGUAGCUGCAUGUGACUGUGUGUCCAAGCACUGCAACUAAAAGAGAAAACAAAUGUUCUAAAUGUAGAUGCUUUGUGUGUAAUUGAACAAAAUGUAGCCAUCCAGCCUCACAAAUACCAAUAAAACAAACCAUACAGUUUCUACUAUUUGUUGGUACUUGUUUUGGACACUCUUUAUGCAA